CGGCGCAGGUCAGUUAGCUGAGCGGUGGACCUGGGAGGAGAAGUGCCUGCUGAGAUAUAAAACAUCAUUUAAUAGGCGAGCUGCUUCCGAAAGACACGGAAACAAUAAAAUAAAGGAGUGAAGCCGAGUUACUAUGAGGAACCUGUCAACUACACGCGAACUGGAGCCGGUUCCGAGGCGCCUCUAACAUUGUUUUGAGGGCCUGUUGCUAGCUACGGGAAAUCCUCGGACUGGCCCCGGUAGACACCGGGCCGAGCGAGCGCAGGGGACCGAGGACCGGAGCUCCGCGGGGCUGUGUUCAUCCAGCAGGUUUUACCGACGCUAGCUGCCCUUUUUUAUGACGUUCAAACAAAGACGGUAUCUCUUUCCUGCUCGUCCGGAGCGAAUGUAAAUCAUUGUAGCGUUCAGCUUGACAGCUAGCUAACCUUAGCUCCCCCGUGUUUACAAGCUAACUCAGCCGGGAUCCUCGAAGGAAGUUGGCAUUAGGUAUGUUUGUUUCAGUUAACAUUUGCAUAUUUGGCUCCUACCGCCUUUCUGCCGGCCGGUAGUGGUCUGUGCGGCUGUUCCACCUUUGUCUACACCGGACUGAAGGUCGCCAGCUAGACGGCUACAUCAAAAGGUCCCCUGGCUGAGGUUAUCACAUCUUAAGGCUUAUCUACUGCAGCCCAAAGUUUGUCACCUUGUUGAACUGUGAGAAACAGCCUGGCUGCUUGUUUACCUCUGUCCUUAACUCUGUGAAUGUCACAGAAAGUUAGAUGUGUUGUAGAAGUUUGAUCUAUCGCACAGAAUCUUAACAGAAAGACUUGAUCAGAAGGAAUACCUGAGCAAACUUCACCCACCUGUCAGACGGUAUCCCGGAUGAAGGCUCACAGAGAGGUGUGGAUUUUGAUGCCCUCAGGACUCCCAGCUGUUUCCUGUUCUGCUUGGCAUUAUUAAAGUCACACCAGCAUCCAAGGACUGCCACGACAGAAGCAACAGAUCUGCUUUCUCUCUCUCCCUGGGCUGAUUUGCUCAAGGAGGAGCCCCGCCAGAACACGCCACCAUGAAUCGUUACCUGCCCGUGGCACGACAGCACUUCCUGGCGGCCCUUGCCAGCACAAGUGUGGUGGUAAAAACUAUCAGCGCUGUGGUGGUUCUCCUCUACCUGCUGUCAUGGGCCGUCGACACUCCGUACGUACUGGGGGUGACCCCGGGAUACCUCUUUCCACCCAACUUCUGGGUGUGGACGCUGGUGACCCAUGGGGUGGUGGAGCAGCACGUCUGGGGGGUGGCGGCCAAUGUGGGGACAGUUAUGGCCUGCGGGCGUCUGCUGGAGCCUUUGUGGGGCGCUUUGGAGCUCCUGAUCUUUUUCGCAGUGGUUAAUGUGUCCGCAGGCCUCCUGGCGGGCCUCUCCUACCUCCUCACCUAUGUGGCCACCUUUGACCUGCACUUCCUGUUUGCUGUGCGCGUUAACGGAGCAGCCGGGUUCCUCGGAGGCGUCCUGGUGGCGCUGAAGCAGACCAUGGGGGACACCACAGUGCUCAGAGUCCCACAGGUGAGGCUCAAAGCAGCGCCGGCUUUGGUCCUCCUCCUCCUGGCCUUGCUGCGCCUGUCCGGGCUGCUCGACAGCUCUGCCCCCCUGGCCGCCUUCAGCUAUGGAGCGCUGUCCGGCUGGGUCUACCUGCGCUUCUACCAGAGGCACAGCCGUGGCCGCGGGGACAUGUCCGAUCACUUCGCCUUUGCGAGUUUCUUCCCUGAGGCGCUGCAGCCGGCUGUCGGACUGCUGGCGGGGCUCGUCCACUCUGCCCUGGUGAAAAUCAAAGUGUGCAGGAAGAUGGUAAAGAGAUACGACGUGGGGGCGCCGUCUUCUAUCACGAUCAGCCUACCGGGGACUGACCCACAGGACGCAGAGAGGAGGAGACAACUGGCACUGAAAGCCCUGAACGAGCGUCUAAAGCGGGUGGAGGACCAGUCCGCUUGGCCCAGCAUGGACGACGAGGAAGACGACGACGAGGACGAAGUCAGGACCGACACGCAGCCGCUGCUCCCGGGCGGGCGCGACCCGUCCUCCUCCUCCUCCUCCACGCCGAGAACAGCCGGGGGUCCCAUCGGCGCCUCCCUCUCCUCCACCUCCUCGUCCUCCAUGUCGCAGAGCAGCGGAGCGCCGUCCUCAGGCGGAGUCCAGCACCCAGAGUCCAGCAUCAUCAGCUUCGAGGACGCGCCGUCUCGAUCAUAGCGAACAGGACGCACAUGUACAGACAUGCACGCUCUGUUUGGAGUCACUGGCGAGUAUACUAGCGUAUUCGGUGUCCCUGACUAGUAUACGAAUAUAUUCAGUGGCGGCGAUCAGGCGUACACUCACACACAACACGCAACAUCUUCGAGCAGUUCAUACACACGACCGUGCACUCACAAACACUAACGUCAUUGUGAAGCCCCAGAGACUGUACAGUGCUUUCAGCCGAGACGUGGGUUGUACAGGCUCAGUGGAGUUGGGCAAACUGAACUCUUAAUUCUUCUCUUCCUUCCUGCAUACAACCAAAAGUCAGAAAAUUCUGUCUUGUCUGGACUUAAUCCCAACUUGCAGAGCUCUGUUCACUGCUUCAUGUGUCUCUUUCUCCUGCUUUCUGAAUAAAUAACAACAUGGGUGUACAAUAUUCUUUUUGUAAGCCUUCUUGGGAGCAGCCAUGCUUGUUCUUUUUUUAUUGCCUGCCACGAGAAAGCGACAGAGACUCGCGCUGAAUUCUUGAUCCCUGACGGAGGAAUGCAGCGCGCCGGCUUGAUGAGCGCCGAGAAAUGGCUGCAAGUGACUUUAGCUUUUAGUUCACUGGUUCCGAAUAUGAAACCAGGCGCGUAACGGAGGAGACGCAUGGACUCAGCACCGACUGCUGGACCUGAGGAAAGAAGCUGCUGCAGGUCUGUCCUGCUGAUGAACUAUGAUACCAAACUUCAUGGUCUGAAGAAGUGCCGGGUGGAAAGAGAUUUCCAGACCAGGGCGUCUCUCUGAGAAAGAGAGAAAUGGACGAUGUACCCGUUUUGUUUUUUACUCCCUAGUUUGUCAUGCAGUGGAGGAAAAAAAUCUUCUUUUGUUUGGGGUGUGUUGAUCACUAAACGGAAUCAACAAAACAAAAACUUUCUUUCUGUGGACUAACAGGACAUGUCGACGGUGUUCCACUCACACAGAUCUGUGGAUCUUGUUUUACGAUUUGUUUUCAUUUUUAGGGUAAUUCUGGUCAAAAUCCCGAGCGUCAUCCCCAUACCUUUUUUUUUUUUUUUUUACAUUUCCACCUUGUAGGAUCUGAACAUGUGUGCGAGAAUUAUGCUAGCAGCAGCUUUCUAGUAGUCUGGGUGCAGAUGAUGCAGAGUAGCGGUCUGUGCUUGUGUUAGUCAUUUAUACGAUUAUAAAUGCAGAGAAGUGACCAAGUGCAGGUGAAGGCUUGAUGAUAGCCUUGCUGGGUAUUUACAGACUGUGCAGGUAUUGUUAGGAUAAAAAUAUCCAAGUGAUUCACGAGUUACGGAGUUUUUCUAGCUUUGCUCUGCUUUCAGACACACAGACAGAGGGGGAUCAUUUCUAAAAUCACAGCCCCGGGCACGUGUGGGGAGUUUUCGAGGGAGCUUGAUGGGCAGUUAAAUUGUGAUAAACAGAACUAAAGGUCAGUAAUUCAUUUAUUUUGCUGACGGCCGUCCCUGUAGGUGUCUCAUUCUAUUCUAUCAAAUCAGCGCAUUCUCAAUUCCCCACCUGUCCUUUCUCAUUAAAGUCAUUUGCAGCUGAUGAAUUAUUUCAGAUGUUGGCGAUCGCAGGGAUGAAAAACUUCUCCUGAGCUUCUGGUCGCAAGGUUGAAAAUGAGAUUUAAACUAGUUGAGAAGGUGAACGAGGCACUUCAGUUACUUCAGUCUGUCUGAAAAACAGGUCUGUUAAGUUAGACCACAAAUCGCUGCAGGUCUGACAGGCCUCGUGGGUUUCCUGUGUCAUUAUUUCAUAAGACACCUGUAAGAUGAUGAGCAGCUGCUUUUACACGUGUCUGGAGAAACUCUGGUACACAAAAUGACUGCACCUUUACAUGUUUAAUCCCAAGUUCUAAGGUUCUUUUUGUCAUGUGAGGAACAAUUUGGCAGUAAAAUGUAAAUCUUCUGUCUGUCUGGCGAUAGUGAGAGGCUGUGAGUUGCCUAAAAAAAUCAAAGAAACAUCCGACAGAAAUAUCCAGCAUCGAAAAUACUGUUUAAAUAGAGAUUUGUUUUCCAGAUUUGGUGUGACAGUUUACAGAAAAUCUGAGCUCCUGACAAACCGAAUUCACUUCCCCUUGAAUGUAAAAUGUCUUCUGGAAACAGUCUGGAGAUGAUCCAAGUUGGUUCACACAUGUUCUAUUGUAGUUCAGAGGGAGGACAUUGUAAGACUGGGCUCGCUGGUGACAUGAAACUGCUUCUUCCUCUUAUGGAAAUGUGUUCUGAAUGGGAAGUGAUAAGCCAUAUUAGAAUGACGAAACUCUGUGUGUUCUAUCCUGUAUUUCCUUCUGUCCAUUUCACUGUGCUCAUGUUUUCUUCACGAUGUGUUCAUGUCGGUUGAUUUUCUUUACGUCAAUGAAGGCUGUUUGUUUACAUGAAUGAAUGAGAGAUGGUGUCUUUCAUACCGGUCCGGUUUUCAGAGUGGAGAAGGCUGAGCUGCAGUUAAAUAUCUGAAAUCUCAAAGUGCUCACCAUCAAAAGUUAUCACACAACUAAUCAGGCAAAGGAAAUUUGUACAAAAACAUAACUGCAGUUACAGUUUUCUGGUGUCGUUUUCACACCGUUUAUGUGCAAUUUGAGCGUUUGAGGAGCUCACAAUAGAAAUCAGCAAUGCAGCAAAACACAUUGUAACGUGGACGCCUGCAGAUCAUUGUUGUGCUGAAGUUGUGUAAAUUUAUGAGUGAGAAGGUGCACAAACUAACCAACACUGUAGUCCAGCCACAUCUCCACCUUUGACUUUGUUCUCCUGAUCCUCUGUGUUCCUGUUUGUUCUGUCUUUAAACAUCCUGUGAGAGACGAGAGUAACGCAGUCUGUAUGAAUAACGCCCGCCGCUGUAGACAAACUAGAAAAGCUGCAGGUGGGGGAUGAAGAAUGAUGUCAGUGCUGUUUCACAAACGGUGGUUAUUAAACUGCAGCGGCCUCAGUCUGCAGGGACUGAACUCUGUCGGCUGGCGUCGCAACAUACUCG
Messenger RNA from Stegastes partitus (bicolor damselfish), 5170 nucleotides. RefSeq names its product transmembrane protein 115 (gene tmem115). Gene Ontology annotation, biological process: retrograde vesicle-mediated transport, Golgi to endoplasmic reticulum. Gene Ontology annotation, cellular component: Golgi apparatus; membrane. NCBI's taxonomy places the organism in Eukaryota, Metazoa, Chordata, Actinopteri, Pomacentridae. The coding region runs from base 1043 to 2215 and encodes 390 amino acids. The record is from RefSeq and is a predicted model, not a curated record. The transcript is spliced from 3 exons.